Messenger RNA from Mercenaria mercenaria, 963 nucleotides. RefSeq lists its product as uncharacterized. Gene Ontology annotation, cellular component: nucleoplasm; nucleus; cytoplasm. The record is from RefSeq and is a predicted model, not a curated record. Gene Ontology annotation, biological process: telomere maintenance; double-strand break repair via homologous recombination. The coding region runs from base 1 to 963 and encodes 320 amino acids. Gene Ontology annotation, molecular function: nucleic acid binding; ATP binding; four-way junction helicase activity. Lineage: Eukaryota; Metazoa; Mollusca; Bivalvia; Venerida; Veneridae. The transcript has 3 exons.
AUGUACUUGAUAACAGAAACUUUAAUGACUACUUCUCUUCAGAAAAUUUCAGGCAAAGAAACAUCAAUGUACUUGGUGAUUGAUGAGGCUCAUUGCAUUUUAGAAUGGGGCCAAGACUUCAGACCACAGUUCAAAAAACUUGCACAGAUAAGGUCAGUACUUAAAUGCAGAACCAUUGCUCUGUCAGCAACAGUAACAGAAUGUGGGCAGAAGCAGAUCAGUCAGAGCCUUCUUAUGAAAGACUUCUCUGCAAUAUGUGCAAGCCCUGCCAAAAAUAACAUUGCACUGAUAGUUACCAGCAGGCCUAGUCCCAAUGCAAAAGGAAACUGUGCAGAAACACCAUACUAUUACAUAUUCAGUCCUGUAAUAGAUGAACUGAUGAAAAAACAGGAUACCUUUCCUAUCACCAUCUAUUGCAAAUCAAUGCAGUGGCUGGGUUAUGGCUACCAGGUUGCAAGACAAAAAUUGGGAAGUUAUUUCUAUGCUGGAGAGAGCAGACCUGAGAACUCCAGAGUCGUCAUGUUUCACUCUUCUAUGGAAAAAGAUUCCGGAAAACUGAAAGAGGCCAUUCUGUCAAACUUGCAAAAGCCAGAUGGAGGUUGUCAUAUCAGGCUGAUAUUUUCAACUGUGGCACUAGGGAUGGGAGCAGAUCUGAAACAGGUUAAGAGAGUUAUUCAUGCCGGUCCACCAACUUCACUGGAAACAUAUGUUCAAGAGAUUGGACGCGCAGGAAGGACAGGUUCAGAUUCACAGGCUAUUCAGUAUUUCAACAGAGGAGAUUUAGCUUCAGGUUCAAUGAGAAAAGAAAUGAAGGAAUAUUGCACAGACACUUCCAAGUGUAAAAGGGAAAUAAUUAAUAGCUACUUCGGCUUUCACACAACAGUUCAAUUACAAACAUGUUGCAGCAUAUGUAACCCUGAUAUUGCACUAGAGUGGCAGUUUGAACAUAUGGGUGUUAAUUGA